GCUGCACAGCACUAAUGACUUCACAUGCAUUUAAUCAGCUUGGGCUUCCAGAGCCUCCUCCUCGGGAGCAGGAAAGGUCGUGCGCCCCGGGUGCAAAUGCUCCCAAAGCCGCACCCCCCCCUUACCAAUCAUUAAUCACCACCGGGCCGGCAACACGAGUGUGCGGCAAGCAAGCAGGAAAAGGCCAAGUCUCCGCAGCCCCCGCGGGAGCAGCGGGAAGCAGUGCUGGCCGGUCCCCUGUGGUGGCAGCUCCUUCUCUGACUACCCUCCCUGGGGAGGCCCCGGUGGAGGUGGCCAGUCCUGCACGCACUGCCCUUUCCUUCAGGAAGGUCAUUUGGUCCUGGGUGCGGGAGGCUCUGCCUGCGGCUGGGAGCUACUGGGCUACACGCGAGGUGGGAGCUCUGAAGAGGAGCUUCUGCCUGGUCGUCACCACGGUCUUCAUCUCUUCGCCAUGCGGCACAAGGCAUUUUGGAGUGCCCUGGAGUACACCUGCCGAUUGCUGGGCAUCUCCACCGCAGCAGUGCUGAUCGGUGUGGGCGUAGAAACUCUGCAGCGAGGACAGUUCAAAAGCCUGGCUUUCUAUCUGCUUUUUUCAGGGGUUGCAGUUACUGUCUGUGAAGGCUUCUUCUUUAUCAGUUUGUUCCUGGAGAUGUGUUUCACAUGCAAGCCUGACUCCCUGGCACAGGCCUGCUGGAAGCGAGCUAGACGCCCGGGGAGCUUCCAGAAAUUCCUGGGGUACACGCUGCUCUCAGUGGCUUGCUUCCUGCAUCCCGUCCUCGUCUGGCAUGUCACCAUCCCUGGGUCUAUGCUGGUGCUCACCGCCCUGGCCUACUUCCUGCUGAGCAAGAGGAGGAAGAGCCCAGGGCACAAGGAGACACAUCCCCAGGCAGGAGAGUACGUGGACCCUUCAGCCACCAUGGCAGCCCCAACCAUUGCUGGUGACACUGAGCAGACCUACACCUUCCCUGGGGCCCAGCGGGAGCAGCACCGCUCGCUGCUGGGCCACAUGAAGAGCAUCCUGAAGGGCAGCAAGGACAGGAGCCCGGACCCAGUAGCUCCUGCCCAACCUGCAGCCCCGCCAGCCCCACGCAAGCAAGUGCACUUCCAGGAGAAGGUGGUGCAGAUCAUCCCCUCUGUCAGCGAGAGCUUGGAGGAUGUGGAGAGCGAGGCUGAGGAGACCACAUCGGACACAACACCCAUCCUCACCCCACCCGAUGGCCCCGUCAUCCUCAGUCCCCUCAGCUCCACGGGCCUUUUUUGAGCCCUCAGCAGGAAGGAGGCUGGGACAGACCUGCUACCCCUGGCACUGGCAUCUCUCCCUGCCGCUCCAGCAGCUGAGGGGCCCUGAGAGGUGGCCCUCCUUGCCCUCCCUGCCUCCAGGGUGACAACUGUGUCACCCCCUCUUCAAGGGGCCGCCUGCACUACGUGGUCCCACACCUCGUGACGGGGCCAGUGGUGGUCGCCAGCCCCUGCAGCACCAUGCCCAGGGGACAGGUGGUGGUUCAGCCAGGGUAGUGCCAGGACAGUAAGGUUUCUGCUCCCAUGGCCUCAGCGUGGGUCACCCCUCCGUUACGGCACUGCACAUCGCGGCAGCUGCUCCUGCCUAACAUCACAGCCAUGGCCUACGGCUCCCAUGAGGCAGCAGCAGGCAGGAGGAGGGGAGACCGCCAUGCCCCCAGAGCAGCCUCUGCUGGGGGCAGUUGUCUCCCUCCUGCCCUCGCUGCGCAUUGAAGACCUCAGGGCUGGGAGACGUUCAGCACAGG
Messenger RNA from Harpia harpyja (harpy eagle), 1763 nucleotides. RefSeq names its product transmembrane protein 72 (gene TMEM72). Lineage: Eukaryota; Metazoa; Chordata; Aves; Accipitriformes; Accipitridae. The transcript is spliced from 5 exons. The record is from RefSeq and is a predicted model, not a curated record. The coding region runs from base 452 to 1261 and encodes 269 amino acids.